AUAUAAUCAAAAUAUAUGUCUGAUAAUAACAGUGAAGAAAAUUCAACUAGUAGUCGUGAGAUUGAUAUGUAAUAGAUGGUUGUAAUGAAUUAAUAUCUAGAAUUAGAUUAAGCUCUACAUUGAAAUGAUAGAUGCUAAAGAAAAUUCAUCAGGUUAUAUAGAAUAUAUUCCUUAAUUUGAUUUGGGUGAUAUUAUUUAGUCAAAUGUAGUUAAUGUUUUAAAAUUGACAAACAAAAUUAAAGAAUUAGGAAUUCAAUUGGAUGGUCGUACAAUAUCUUAUUAUAGUUAUGAUUGUGAAAUGUAUAUAAAUUGUGGAAUAGAUCCUGUUCAUUAUUCAUAUGUAAUACCAUUAGAAGAGAUUCAAUUAAAUAAUUAAAUAAGAAUCAAAAGCUUUUAACCAAUUUCUCUUAUAAGUUUUGUUAUGUCUGAAGAAAUGAAUGAAAGGAUAAAUAGAUUGAAAGAAUAAAAUUGCAAUGAUCAAUAGAUAAAACUAUAAAAAGAUUAAGAGAAUUAAAAACAAUGUAGAAGAAUUAAGGAAAGAAGGAUUGGAUAUAUCAUCGAAAAAGUUUCAAAAUGGAGAUAAUACUACAAUGUAAAAAUAAGUAUCUAAUUAAGGGUAUCAUAAUUGAUGGAGAAAAUAAACGAUUUACACUAGAAGAAGCAGCAAAAAAGGUUAAUAUUUCAAAAAAAAGUUUGGAUGACUAUUAAAUAUAAAUAAAAAAAGGUAGAAAAUUUGGAUUUAAUUUUAAUGAACAUAAAAAUGAAAAAGUUGGAGUUUUAAGAGCUUUUGUUAAAAAGAACAGCUGUCUUAAAAAAAAGAAAAUUUAAUUAGAAUGA
This is a messenger RNA of Paramecium sonneborni, 837 nucleotides long. The record is from the annotation of a GenBank genome assembly. Lineage: Eukaryota; Ciliophora; Oligohymenophorea; Peniculida; Parameciidae.